This is a messenger RNA of Ruditapes philippinarum (Manila clam), 1412 nucleotides long. RefSeq lists its product as uncharacterized. The transcript is spliced from 3 exons. The coding region runs from base 159 to 1247 and encodes 362 amino acids. Gene Ontology annotation, biological process: recombinational repair; cellular response to ionizing radiation; DNA damage checkpoint signaling. The record is from RefSeq and is a predicted model, not a curated record. Gene Ontology annotation, cellular component: nucleus; chromosome. Lineage: Eukaryota; Metazoa; Mollusca; Bivalvia; Venerida; Veneridae.
AAUUUAUCAUUGGCUUUCUCAAAAUAAGUAACCAAUCGGCGUGCUCGUCAUAUGGAACUUUCAUUAUUUACAAAUGGCUGCCACCAUUGAAACGUCAAAAUGUGUCCAGACUUGUUUUAGCUAAAGCGGCAUAAUAUGGACAGUAACUGAAAACAAAGAUGCCAAGAAGAAAAAAGAAAUCUUCUCUUGCAACCAGACCAUCACUGGUUUUCACAGAGAGUCCUGUGCAUGUUCAGAAUAAUGUACCAUCUCCUGUACUUUGUGCAAGAUGUCCCCCCACAGCAAACUCGAUCCCUGUCGAUGAACUACACAAUCUGUCAUGGGUUUCCCCGCAGUUUAGAAAUGUUAGACUCUCUGGUGGACAAGGUAAACGGAAACUUACCAGGCAAAGAAGACACAGUGUUGCUGGUCAUAGAAAUGUUGCCACAUCCUAUUCAGACAAUAAUUCAUUGAAUAAAGAAAAUACAGCACUGGGUUCUCGAAAUAAACUGAGAAAAUUUAAUUCCCUAAGGUUUAUAGGCGAUAAGUCAAACAUUCCAAGUAUAAUUGAAGAUGUUGAAGUGUCUAUAGAAGACCAGACAGAAUCUGAGGAAACUGAAAGAGAGGAUGGUGAUCAGAAUGAAAUUGCUGAUAAUGACAGUCAGUGUCACAAAUGUUUGGAAAAUCGUCAAUCUAGAAAUAAAGGGCACAUUCAUAAAAGGGACUUGGAAAGGAAUAACUAUGGUGCUAAUAUUCAGGAAGAAAGUGAAACAGCUUUAAAUAUUAAUAGAGAGGUUAAUGAAGUGUUUGAAAAUGAUGGUAAUAAGUUGGAUGAGCAUCAUGAAAGAAGUAGUAGUGGAGAAAUCACUGAUCUUAAUGUAACGAGAAAUAGAAAACAUUCAGUUAUGGAUAAACCACCCAUUAAGAGAUUGUUUGCAAGUCAGCUUUUAGUCAAAGCUGAUUCUGAAGAUCAAGAAUGUGUUGAUGAGAUGGUUGAUAAUGAAAAGAUAGUGCAGAACAAGACAAAGUUAAAUGAUGACUCAUUAAUUGUACCAGACAGUGAAUCAGAUUCUGCUAACUCACCUCAUAUUAGGCGAUCAGAGAGAAUACGAGAACUUGGUAAAAUGCUAGCAAACUGCGAGUCACCGUGUAGUUAUAGGAAAUUGACUUGUCAGACAGUAGUGCUAGCUCCAAAUACUCCAGAAAAUGAGUAUGGUUGGAGCAAGAGAAAACGACAGUUGAUUACGUAUCUCAAGAAAAAGUCAUGACCGGGUUUUGUUAGAAAAAAACAUAAUUUAUGCACUUCUUUCAAUCACAUCAAAUCAUGUUGAUAAUUUAUUUGUAGUCUAAGAAUCUAAGAUGGUAACCUUUUUGUGUAAAGUCUUUUGUAGAAAAAAAGUUCAAGAGUAAAAGUAAAGUAUACAGACUGUAUU